UGUGAAUAAUAGACCAUUCUCCCCGGCUGUAGUGUUGCCAUGGCGGCAGAAAAACGAACCGGGGUGUCAUGCGAAGGCGUCCGGCGGGUUUCGCAGCUGAAUUCUCCCCGGGCACCUGAAGCCAUCCCAGCUCUGUACGAUGGCUCAUCAUAAGCUGCCGCUGUUGCUGAUUCUGCACUUUGCCGCGUCGCUCGGUCAGGGGCAGAAGAGCAUGCCGCGGAUUAUCGGCGGCUAUAGCGUCUCUCCAUAUUCCACGCGCUACCUGGUGUCCCUGAAGAGGAAUACGGGGCUACACUUCUGCGGGGGGUCCUUAGUCAGCCGCUUCUGGGUCCUCACUGCCGCCCACUGCAAGACAGAGCAGAAACAGAUGCUGAUAGUGGCCGGGGAAUAUUCCCUCUCUACGCUGGAAGGGACAGAACAGAUCUUUCGCCCGGUGAAGCUGGUGGCUCAUCCCGAAUACAGUUCAUCCUCCAAGAACGCGGACAUCAUGCUGAUAAAGCUGAACCGCCCGGCCAUGUACAAUUCCUUUGUGUCCAUACUGCCACUCCCAGCUCAGGGGGUAUCACCGAGUGCGGGGUGUCUGUGCCAGGUGUCCGGCUGGGGCUAUACCAGCACUACAGGUGGCAAAGCCUCAGACACCCUGCGGAGUGUGAAACUGCCCAUCGUGUCUGCCCGGAGGUGUAACAGCUCCUCCUCGUACUCAGGGCACAUCACCAGCAACAUGAUCUGUGCAGGCUUCACCAAUGGAGGAAAGGACGCCUGUCAGGGGGACUCUGGGGGGCCCUUGGUGUGCGAUGGGAGAGUUUUUGGGAUUGUAUCCUGGGGACACAGUUGUGCAAACCCCAAAUACCCCGGAGUGUACACAGCGGUCGCCAACUUUCAGAAGUGGAUAUACAGGACAAUAUUUUAAGGAUUGCAGAUUUUGGUCCCUGGGACCCUGUGAGGUGUGCCGGCCUGGAAAGUGAACACGAGGGGUCAGAAAUCUGGAGUCCACCCCCUACCACUCCUUAAUGGGUGUAUGUGAAAUGUUUUCUUCUAGGUGCUUCCUCAUUAUGUAUAGAAGAAUUCUGAGGUUCCCGGGCAAAAGGCUUCUGUACCCCAAGUCUCAGCUGUGUAAAGAUUGUAUUUCUGAAUAAA
Messenger RNA from Pseudophryne corroboree (corroboree frog), 1137 nucleotides. RefSeq names its product trypsin-3-like. Lineage: Eukaryota; Metazoa; Chordata; Amphibia; Anura; Myobatrachidae. The coding region runs from base 140 to 910 and encodes 256 amino acids. The transcript has 5 exons. Gene Ontology annotation, molecular function: serine-type endopeptidase activity. The record is from RefSeq and is a predicted model, not a curated record. Gene Ontology annotation, biological process: proteolysis.